CUUUAACAUUUGCUGAAGAAACAUCUCCUGUCUUUUAGUCUUUAAAUGUAUGUGUUUUUUUUUGUAUUAUUGUAUGUAAACUAUUGACAUUUUGUUGUUGAUGUUUGAACUGAAGGAUUUCAGUGCAGUGUUUCAGUUUGGUUUUUUGAUUUUGGGGUUUUAAAUGUUGUGACAAAAACACGUUUUAUAACAGUGCCGUCGGCUAAACAUGGUGACUUUAAUGCCUUGCAAUUAUUUGAACGCGCAAACUACGAGGUGUACAAUGAUCGACAAGAUGUGUGAGCAAAAGGUCAAGAGGGCUAGAACCGACAACUCAGAUGGAACAGAUAGAGACAGACUCAGUGGUGAUCCAGCUUGCAGCCCGCAGAGCGGUCAUUCCUCCUCGACGUGCGGAUCGCCGCCUGCGACCGCCGCCACCGCCUCCUCUGUUCAUACGUCGGACCCUCUCUCAACCUCCGCAUCCACGUGUAUAUCCUCCUCAAAUUUCACUCCAUCGUGGUCUCUACUCGAAACUCAAGGAGUUAAAAGUGAGCUUAGAAGCCCCGGACUGGCGGAUAGCGACGUUGCCGCUUUGUCGCAAGAUCCUUCGAGUUUUUACGGUUCUGCCGUCGAUUUAGGCAACGUCUACGAUAAGGAUUAUCCACAAAGUUACUCAACUGCUCACCAGUAUUAUAAUAGUAUGCAACAAGCUUACGGCUCAACAAACCACGCGGCAGCUUCCUAUAUGAACUCCUCCUCCUUCUACAACCCCUCCUCCUACCCGUACUCCCCCCUAACCACAUCCAGGGGCCUAAAUCCAGCCUGCAAAGCCAGCACAGGCUACAUAGCAUCACCAUACACCUCCCCCACAUCACCUUUCCAAACCACCGGACAAUCAACGCAAUACUCGCCUUAUGCAACCUACAACACACCUGGAACGUCGACUUUUGCACAAGGCUUUUCCGCGCAAGGCGUCGAUUACGGCGCAUACGGCUCUACGUACACGGACUCGCAAACCUCGCAGUACACGCCGAGUUAUUACGCAUCGCAAACUUACUCGCCCUACGUUAGUUCGCCUAGUUCUAGCGGGAGCAUAGGCAACUCAACGUACCAACUCGCCGCCACUACUUUACCCGAAAGCCCCUCUAAUGGUAUAAGUUUGGGAGAUGGGUCAACAUCCCCCUUAAAAGCUGAUAGUGCACGUAGAUCCAGGGAUUCCGCCGGAAGUAUAGGUCCGGAAAUAAGGGGAACUAGGGGUAGAGGAAGGAGAACUAACACGGUUUCUCCUACAACCCCUGAAUCCACAACUGAUAGAGUUUUUAUAUGGGAUUUAGAUGAGACAAUUAUUAUAUUUCAUAGCUUGUUAACAGGGGGGUAUGCUUCAAAAUACCAAAAAGAUGCUCAAAAUGUAGUGCAGUUGGGUUUUAAAAUGGAAGAAAUGGUUUUUAAUUUAGCUGACACACAUUUCUUUUUUAAUGAUAUUGAGGAGUGUGAUCAAGUACAUAUAGAUGAUGUUUCAUCUGAUGAUAAUGGGCAGGAUUUAACAAAUUAUAAUUUUACUACUGAUGGAUUUCAUGCAGCAGGUUCGGGUAGUGGCAAUUUAUGUUUAGCUUCAGGGGUUCGAGGGGGUGUUGACUGGAUGAGAAAACUUGCAUUUAGAUACAGAAAAAUCAAAGAAACAUAUAAUAAUUAUAGAAACAGUGUUGGGGGAUUGUUAGGAGCUUCCAAAAGGGAACAAUGGCUUCAAUUAAGAUCCGAAAUAGAAACUAUGACAGAUAACUGGCUUACUUUAGCCAAUAAAUGUUUAACGUUAAUAAAUUCUAGAAGUAACUGUGUAAAUGUCUUAGUAACUACAACACAACUAAUUCCAGCUCUAGCUAAAGUAUUAUUGUUUGGAUUGGGUGGAGUUUUUCCCAUUGAUAAUAUUUAUUCUGCAACAAAAAUAGGUAAAGAGAGUUGUUUUGAGAGGAUUGUGACCAGGUUUGGAAGAAAAUGUACUUAUGUAGUGAUUGGUGAUGGUCCAGAUGAAGAGGCUGCAGCAAAAUCCCUAACAUUUCCAUUUUGGAGAAUUACGUCUCAUAGUGAAAUAGCGGCUCUCUACAAUGCUCUUGAUAUGGACUUUUUAUGAUUCGAUUUUUUUAAAUGUUUUUAAGUUCAAUGUAUAAAUUGUACAUAAAAUAUAUGACAUUAUGUAUGUAAUAAAUGUAAGAAUAAUCAAGUCAUUGUGAUUGGAGAUAUUUUUUAUUUAUUUUAUGUAUGUAUUUUUUAGAAAUUAUUUAUAAUCAAAUGACAAUACUAAGAAAACAGUUUAAAAUCUUAAUUUUAACACUGUAUGCAUACAUUUAAAUUAUGCUUUAAUAAAAAAAAUACAUUUUAAAGUGCCAAUAAUCACAAAAAUAUCGAAUUGUUCAAACGCAUUUAUUAUAAUAGAAAAAG
Brassicogethes aeneus is the source of this 2415-nucleotide messenger RNA. The record is from the annotation of a GenBank genome assembly. NCBI's taxonomy places the organism in Eukaryota, Metazoa, Arthropoda, Insecta, Coleoptera, Nitidulidae.